This is a messenger RNA of Mesocestoides corti, 1143 nucleotides long. The record is from the annotation of a GenBank genome assembly. NCBI's taxonomy places the organism in Eukaryota, Metazoa, Platyhelminthes, Cestoda, Cyclophyllidea, Mesocestoididae.
AUGUUCGCUGAGGCGGCUAAGUUAAUGGUGUUUGCUAUUCACAAUUACUCCAUGUCGCCCUCAUGGAUCUGGCGUGCUGCCUUUCAUAUUUUCCGGUGUGCGCGACGUCCAGCAGGUUUGUGCAUAUUCAGUAGAAACAUGAAUCCAUUUCAAAUGAUCGAUGAAAAUAAUCGAAUUUUGGAAGCCAUUCUCUCUCAAAUGGUAAUUAAAAAUUGGGAAGGAGCGGUUGCUGAGAGGCCGGAUAAACUAUCACAGAAAAGGAUGCGGAACGUCGACCUUUCUCGGGAACCGGAGUGUCUUCAUGUGCAAAGGUUACAAAGACUCUACGAAGGUCUUAGUUACUUCGCUCUUUGGCAUCUUAACAAGGAUAGACCAUCCGGAGCACAGUAUUUGGAAAAAGCCAAAAACAGAUUUUCUGAAGUCGAAUCGCUUAUUGACCAUGGUCAUAUUUGCGAUGUCUUUAUUCGACCUUAUGUUCAUAUACUCCUCCAUGAAGACCAGGCGUCUGAGGCCCUGGAACUCCUUCAGAAAUACGCCACUCAACAAACUAACAACCCCAACACGGACUACUAUCUCGCUGAGUGGUACUUGCACACAGCAAUCGGUCGCAGCGCCUUCCCAGAGAAUGCAGAUGAAUUUCGAGAGGUGCUUGAAGAAGCUUUGCCCGUUUCGGUGGACUGUGAAGAAAUGCCGCCUCUGCUUAAGCACUUAGUUGCCUUCUCACUCCGUCUCCUCCCUAUGCCGGCGGCGCCGAAUUUGGUGGACGCAGAUAAAAGUCGGCAUUGUAUUAUUGCUGACAUCUGCUGCAGUCGUGGUUUCCAUGAAGCUGCCUUGGACAUAGCCUUCAAACUGCUCGACCAUCCCUCUUGGUGUCGAUUUAGACGGCCUUGGCUACUCCUGCAAACAUGUAUUUCAAAAAUCGGUAUUUCGAGCGAACAGGUCUCGAGAUUGUGGACGCUGCGGACUGCUACGUGGAAACUGUACGUACUUUCUCGACCCGAUCUUUGUGACGAGGGAAGAUCUGCUAAGCUCCUUCUUAAGAGUGUUCCUCGCGUCGAAAGUGAAACCGUUGUCCCUCAGCCGGAUGAAUACGGACCGAUACUCGAAGUCAAUUGCCUUAGAUCCUUCUCUGAGACCUCCUGA